Molecule: messenger RNA, 290 nt
Organism: Polypterus senegalus (gray bichir)
Lineage: Eukaryota; Metazoa; Chordata; Cladistia; Polypteriformes; Polypteridae
Product: protein sidekick-2-like
Exons: 2
Molecular function (GO): protein binding
Source: RefSeq, a predicted model, not a curated record
AGGAGUAAGCAAGAUUGUCACUGUGGAUGUGAAGGGGAAUUCCCCUCUUUGGAUGAAGAUUAAAGAUCUGGCAGAUGGUGUGACUUACAACUUCCGCAUCCGGGCAAAGACCUUUACAUAUGGGCCAGAAGUGGAGGCAAACAUUACUACGGGGCCUGGUGAAGGUGCUCCAGGUCCACCCGGGGAACCUUUUAUUUCUCGAUAUGGCUCUGCUCUUACAAUACACUGGGCAAAUGGAGACCCAGGUCGUGCUCCCAUUACCAGAUAUGUCAUUGAGGCCAGACCAUCAG